GGAGGCGGGGCCGCGCACGGGAGACGGUCACGAGCAGCGCCAUGGCGGAGUUCAGCAUCGACCAGAGCAACCUCCCCGCCGUCAACGCAGUGUGUCGUCAGUUUGCAGUUCGCGAAGAUCACAGCCUUGCCCACAAUCUUCAGGAACAAGAGAUUGAGCAUCACUUGGCAUCGAACGUGCAGCGAAACCGCUUGGUUCAGAAUGAUCUGCAGGUGGCCAAGAAGCUACAAGAGGAGGAGAAUAGGAAAGCCCAAAUCCGCCUUCAGAGGCACCAACGACAAAUGGAGGUCCAUGACAAUCAGAUGGCUCGGGUGAUUCAGGACGAGCUGUCUCUGGAAAAUGAGAAAAGACGGCGCCAGGAGGAAAAGGAUGAGGCAAUUGCACGUAAACUCCAAGAGAAGGAGGAAAAACUAAGACGGAAACACCAGCAGGCUGUCGACCGUGAACCAUCGGAGGCUGUCUUUGAGGGAAAUGGAGGCCAUGUGAAAAGUAGGGUGCACAAACCUGAUAGAAGCAGCAGGCUUGCCAGUGGCUGCCACAGGGGCAGAGAUACAGGGGACUCCCUGCUGAGGGGAGCAGUGGGAGGAUCGAGUUCAAAGGUUCAAGUCAAUGACUUGGCCCCUGAGCCAGCAACACGUGGCUCCACUGAGAGGCUGCACUGCCCAGAAGCCGACUGUGAAGACAGUCACCCAGACUCUGGAAGACACAAGGUUGAGGGCUUCAGCCCCAAGAAGGAGCCCCCAAUGAGACCACCUCCUCCAGUCAUAAACCCAAGCUCCAGCUACCACAGCAAGGGCGCUCGACCCAAGGUUGUUGGCCCGAGGGACGGGUCCCACAACUCACCCGAUCAUGGAGCUCACCGCCAGAAGCACAGGGACAGAGCAGGGCGUGACUGUAGCCCAGAAGUGCUUGGGGCGUGUGGCUACAAUGCAGAUGAGCUGAGGGGACGACAGGGAGCGGACGGAGAUGGUGGCAAGAGGAGGAAGGCGCGAUCGCGCUCACGGGACCUGCAGCUAAGCGAAGAGGAAUGCUCAGAACAAGGGCUGAAGCCCAGGAUAGAAUAUGGAGUGAAUGACGCCAUGCAUGGGAUUUCGAGAAUGACCACCAAGGACCUGGAGUGGAAGGAUGCAGAACUGGCACGGAAACUUCAGGAGGAAGAGAUCAGGGCUACUCAAAUUUCGGAGAGAGCAGCUCAGUUGGCACAAGACGAGGAGAUUGCUCGGUUACUGAUGGAAGACGAGAAGAAGCAGGUCCACAGGAAAUCCAAGGAGAAGGAUUCUGCACGAAGGGCAGAGGAAGACAGGAGGAAAGGUUCAUCUGACUGGAGGAAGAACGAAGUAGAAAGGAAGGUAACUUGCACUGUGCAUGACACCAGCGAGUAUGUCAAGCCCAGGUGGGACGAGUUGGAGUCAUCAACCGUGAAGCCCGAACGGCCAGCCAGGCCUCCUGCCCACCGAGCGGGGUCUGAAGACUUGGACCACAGGCUCAGCUCACAGCGUCCUUCACGUCCUGGCCCUAGGUCUGCAGAGUCCUCACAGAAAGUUUCCUAUUACAGGCAAUGAUUGAGAAAAACCGGCACUUGCAUGAACGAAGGGGAUUCAUAUUUCGAGAGUUUCGUCAAUUUAUAUCCAGUGUGGAUUGGGCCAGCAGAACUGGAGAGAUUGCUUCCCUUCGACUCAUCAAAGUGGAGAGAAACCCAAUGGACUUUGGCAUAGCAGACCUUAGUGAGCCAGUACACAGUUCCGGUUUUGCUUUGCGGAAUAGAAUCUUCAAAUGUAAUGUGUUUGCACAAAUAACUUGAGGGAACUUCUAAAAUAUUUUGGUUUUAAAUUAACAAUGUUAAGUUGUAUUAACUUUUUGUAUAUUUUUUUUGUUUCUAACCAUUUAACUGGGCCUUUCAGUUGAUCUCUGCAGUAUUGUGCUCAUCAAUUGGAAUGGCUUGCAUCAGCACCAAAGAUUGGCUCUCGUGAUGGAAGUCUGUGAUACUUCUCUCUCCUCUUGUCCCUCCAGCUCUGCCUCAUGUUGAUGAGGCCAUCAAAUUCUUGGAUUGGUUUAAUUUGACUGAAUGGUUGAGUAAAUUCAUGACUUGUUAUUGGAGGGAUUAACACAUGAUGUGCUGGUGAGAGUUGGUGCUACUGUUAGGAUUCAAUCAAACAGGCUUCGGAGCUCAAAAAUCUUUGCUGCAUUGGAUGUAAUUUGGUCCAUUGUGACCUUUCUGUUAUGUUACAGUAGAAAUGUUACUGCAUGUGUAAUUAAUUGCCAUAUCUCUGCACUUGCUGCCUCAAGAAAUGCAUAUAAUGUUAUUAUAAUCAACACUUUUGCAUAUCUAUAGCAUGUUUAAAAUCCUGCAGUUAAUACUCUUCCCAUCAACAUUUACCCAUUAUAAAUUUCUAUGUCCACAUCUAAAUUUGAAAUUGCCCACUUAUUCUUGCUGUCAUUGUGGUUCCUAGAGUUGUAGAAGCUGCAGUCUCAGUGGCAAUGGUCUGGUGCAAGUUUGUGAUGUGGCCAUAUUAUUUUAUAAUCACUAAUUUUCCAGCCUAAAGACUGCUGGUUGAAUCUACCUGGCUGCAUUCUAAGGGAAGGAUGUAUGAACAGAUUUUGAUUGUGGAUUAGCAAAGACAUCCAAUGGUGUUCUACUGUGUGACUAAUUGGCUCGUUGGAAGAAUGCUUUAUUUGAAAUGCGUUAGGAUCUGCACGACUGGGUUCCUGCCAUGGCCCGUGGCAACUACACAUCAGUCCCCACCUGCACAUUCAGUGGGUGAGACUCCUUCCCCUCGACCGGGCCGUUUCCCAAUCCCAUUUCCAUUGUUGGAUGAGCAGCUCCUCAAGAAAUGCACAUCAUGCUACUUCACUCUUCCCUCUUGGGUAAUGAAGGACGGGAUGUUCCUCAGUGUGUGUCACGGACGGUGUCACAGUCACGGACGGUGUCCAUUUCCACCCAACCUGAGUCUCCAGGGUAAAUGGGACCAGCCUACUGUCUCCAUGCAGUGAGGGACAAACCACAGGCUCUGUUCAGUUGUUACCUGGGAAAACUUUUGUUCUAAAUAUAGGAUCUGCACAAACUGGUAAUGUUUCAGAGGAAGCCAAGGGCCGCAUCUUCCUCCAGAGAUGCUGCCUAAACCGCUGAGUUAAUCCAGCUACACAUAGCAGGGGAAAGCAGACUUAAUCCUAACCACCGUCCUGCUGUCCACAAAUUGUCACAAGCCCACCCUUCACCACAGUUAAAAAUGGCUCUCAAACCCAUUAUGAAUCGAAUGACCUUUGCAUAGAUGUGUAGGAAAUAGUUGCGACAUAAUAUGCGACUUUUGUAUGUUCUCUCAGGACCCCACGUGUCCCUGUGAAUGAAGGUGCUGCCUGUCCAGGCAGUGCUGCAUGCUGCAUGUGUGUUUGUGAAGCCAAUGUAAGUCACUGAUGCAUGUUGUGUUGAGGCUGCGUGGUGUAUGUUGGGCAGCUGGUGUGAGCAGAGGCUAUGAGCUCAGGCCGUUCACCUCAGGCACUGACCAGGGUCACUCGCAGUACUAUGCAAAUCCUUUAGAGACAUGAAACAGCAGAUGGAAUCGUAAGCAACAGGGCAGCCCAGUGGCACAGCUGGUAAAGCUGCCUCCUCACAUCGCCAGAGACCUGGGUUCGAUCCUGACCUCACGUGCGGUCUGUGUGUGGAGUUUGCACGUUCUUCCUGUGAAACGUGUGGGUUUCUUCCUGGCACUCUGGAUUCCUCCUACAUCCCAAAGACGUGCAGCUUUGUAGAUUAAUUGAUCCCCUGUAAAUUGCCCACGGUGUGUAGGGAAUUAAUGUGAAGGUGGGAUAGCAUAGAAGUAUACCCGUGAUUGAUGGUCAGCGUGGGCCGAAGAACCUUUUUCCAGGCUGUAGCUAUCGAUCAAAAUAUGAAGUGUUGGAGAAACUUGGCAGGUCAGGCAGUAUCUGUGGAAGGAAAUGGGCCUUUAGCCUUUGUCACUUACUCCACCCAUCUGCCAAUCACCACCCCGCUCACCUGUACCCACCUAUCACUUGCCAGGCUUUGUUUCCCACCUCUUUCUUCCAAUUUUCUCCCCCCUACUCCAUCAGUCUGUAGAAGGGUUCUGAUUCAGAACAUCAUCCGUCCAUGCCCACCAGAUCCUGCCAGACCCGCUGAGUACCUCCAGCACUUUGCAUUUUGCAAAUCUUUUAAUCCAAUCAUCCAUGGAAAGCUCGAAGGCUAAACAUGGUAGGAAAACGAGGCACACUUGUCAUGGUACACAGUCUCCAGAUUUAGUUAGCGCCCAGCGUUUCCCUGGGAAAGGGGGAUCCAGUGGGAUAGGAGCCUGCAUUACAGCCACAUUGACGCAGGUACGCGAUCCUGCUACUUCACUCUGAUCUUCAGGGAAGUUCUGCUCCAUCUUAGAAACAAAGUUAAUUGGAUUCCAAUAUGAACAAUUAACGAUCAAAUGGAUUUAACUGUUCCUGUGUUUCUGUGUACCCACCCAGUCUGGAGAGACCAAAUUACAUCAAACUGCUCAGAGACUUUCACUCACUUUGGUGCUGGUACUCAGGCUCUCAUGUGCUCUCGUUACCACCAUGCUGUCCUGUCGAGAUCAGUCAUUGCGUGUCUCUCUAUCUGUCUCUCUGUGUCCGUCUCCCUGUGUCCGUCUCUCCCUCUCUGCUCUCUUUCUCUGUCUCUCCCUCUCUGUCUGGCUCUCUCUAGAUAGAGACUAUGUCUGUCACUCUCUCUCUCUGACUGUCUCAGUGUCUGUUUGUCUGUCCCUAUCUCUAUCUGUCUGUCCUCCCCCCCCCCCUCUGUCUCCCCUCACAGUCCUGCCUCAAAGCCUGCUGCUCAACGCUUUAUUUUUGAUCCCGUUUCACAUGUUGCUCUCCAUAGGAUUGGAUGUCAGUGUAGCCUCUUGUAUGCCCUUUAUGUCAGGGAGUAAGUCAGUGGCGAAUGCACCAGCAACCCAGAGGCAUGAGUUCAAAUCUCCUGUGGAAUUUAAAUUAUGUAAAUCAUCUUGGAUUUCAAAGAGAUGCUGGUUAUCGGUUAUUGGUUAACCCUCGAUGUCAAGCUCCUCACCAAUCCCCAGACUUUCCCACCCACCAAGGCUCCAUCACGGUGCACAGUAACCAUGCCCCCUUCCCGCACCUAAAACUCCCAAACACAUCGUCGACUUCCCCAUCCAAAGGAGCUCUGCUGUUGGUUCUGUGCUCAGAGGUGGGACCCAGGUAGGUAAUUUGGGAUUUUGCAGGUUUAAUUAUUCUCCAGUUGGAUUUUCCAUCUCUCGUUUCAAUGCACAACCCACAUACAACUUGAGAUUUCACUUCCAUCACCUCCAGGAUGAGUAUGAUGCAAAGUAAAUCAUUCUUCAAAGGGUGAAUUUGUGGUGAAGAAGCAAUUUUGUCUGCUUUUGCAGGGGAGGUAUGUUGUGCCUCUGGUAUUUGUAAUUCACUCAGGACACCUGUGAUAGGACUCAUCAAAGCAGCUUUUACUUUCAACCCACGAGUAGUGCUUCGCUUGCACUCUCCUCCUGACAAUGGCUUGUGUCCUAAAGAGGCACGGCUGUGGUGAGGCCACAUCGCUGGCUCCUGUCUAGGCUUGUGGCUCAGGAAAAUUAAAGCCAAAGACUGGGGUCAAAUGUAGUCUCAUAGUUUCAUUCUUCAGAUUGAGAAUCCUAGACAUGUAUCAACAUCAGGAAGUAGAAUAACUCUAGGGUUUGUUGAUGCCAUGUUUUAAGCUUUGAGGCUUAGUAAGUGGUGGGAGUUGAGGGGGGGUGGGGAGUGGUGAAGUGAUGCGAAGAUGCAGUUAGAUUGGAGCCUCCGGCCAGUGUACUCCGAGUAAUGUUUGAAUGCUCUCUUUGCUCAAUGUCACUGUCUGACCUCUGCUCCUUCCAGCUGAUUUAACACACACAUACACACAUAUAUAUCUAUAUAUAUUCUAGAUAUGACCAAAUAUUAUUGUUGAUAGCAGCAUUUAUUUGCCAAAUUAUUACUUUGUGCUGUUCUGAGCACACAUCAUCACAAGCUCUGAUCUAUGUUUAUUAACUAUAUUACCACGUUACCGAUUGCUAACAAACUGCUUCUGUUAAUUGGAUUCAGAUUAUUUUUGUACAUCUUUUUAAUUGUUUGAUAUUGUCAACAACACUUGUGUGUUUUUCUGACAAUAAACUCAUGAAAUGCUGCUUGA
Leucoraja erinaceus (little skate) is the source of this 6148-nucleotide messenger RNA. RefSeq names its product coiled-coil domain containing 50a (gene ccdc50a). Gene Ontology annotation, molecular function: ubiquitin protein ligase binding. Lineage: Eukaryota; Metazoa; Chordata; Chondrichthyes; Rajiformes; Rajidae. Bases 42 to 1562 code for a protein of 506 amino acids. Gene Ontology annotation, cellular component: cytoplasm. The record is from RefSeq and is a predicted model, not a curated record. The transcript is spliced from 12 exons.